Brassica rapa (field mustard) is the source of this 797-nucleotide messenger RNA. RefSeq lists its product as uncharacterized. Gene Ontology annotation, molecular function: pectinesterase inhibitor activity. NCBI's taxonomy places the organism in Eukaryota, Viridiplantae, Streptophyta, Magnoliopsida, Brassicales, Brassicaceae. Gene Ontology annotation, biological process: negative regulation of catalytic activity. The record is from RefSeq and is a predicted model, not a curated record.
CUUAAGGACGUACCAUAGACAAUUACCAAAAAGGUGAAAAAAGAGUAGUACUAUUAUAUCAUGAAACUAAAGAUGGAGUUUUCCUCUAUUAUAGCAAAGCUUCUUCUCCUCACCACACUUGUUACCACAUUGGUUAUCUCCAGAGCUAACGAAGAGCUGAUGAUGCAACUAUGUCACAACUCCGACAACCCCACCUUGUGUCUUCGCUGUCUGAGCUCAGACCCAACUGCUCCAAAAGCCGACCAUGUCGAACUGGCUCGCAUCAUCCUCAGAUGCGUCAACUCUCACCUCAUCACCCUCACCAACAACACUUCCACUUUGGCCCCGAAGCACCGCCGGGAUCCUAAAGCUGCAGCCGCCUUGAAACAGUGUGGUUUGGGUUACGCGACGGCAAAGCGUGGCGUGGGAAAGGUCGACGCUCACUUGAUAGCCGGAGAUUACGACAAGGCUGCGUAUGACGUCAGCAUGACGGUGGAGGCUCCUCCGGUCUCGUGCCGUGCCAGUCUCGUGACCCUUAAUUUUAAUUUGCCCUCGAGUUUCCGUUACCAUACAGAGGUUUACUUGGCGUUAACUCAAGCUCUGCUCAGGAUCAUUGAUCGCUUCUAGUGACUUUAUUACCUAAUUUCUCAAAAAGUCAUAUGGUCUUAUCUUACCUAGCAUUAUCAAUGACUAUUUAACUGUGUCUAGCUUCUCAAGUUUAAAUCCAAGUUUGCUUCUUCUUCUUCUCAAUCAUUUCAAGAUUGAAUGAAAAAUGGUGAAAAACUUAUUUUUCACUUUAAACAUCUCUGUUCAUAUCA